Molecule: messenger RNA, 4773 nt
Organism: Leishmania braziliensis MHOM/BR/75/M2904
Lineage: Eukaryota; Euglenozoa; Kinetoplastea; Trypanosomatida; Trypanosomatidae
Exons: 1
Coding region: 1-4773 (1590 amino acids)
Molecular function (GO): protein binding
Source: RefSeq, a predicted model, not a curated record
AUGGACUCGAGGCGUGCGCUGGUGAAGCGCUACGUAUUCGGCACGAACCAUGACGGGAAGAGCUGCUUGCACUGGCUCGAUGACGGCUCACUGGUCUACCCGGUCGGCAAGACUGUUGUGCUGCAACAGCCGAACUCGUGCACCCAGCGCUUCCUCGAGGCGGCAUACCAGAGCUCGGCUAUCACAGCCAUUGCGAUGAGUGCAAAUAAGAAGUUCAUGGCGAUCGCUGAGGGCGGCCCGCAUCCACAGGUUCAGAUCAUAGACACCGUGACUCGCAAGCGCCGCAAAGUGCUGAGUGUAACGGACCUGGAUAGCAAUAAGUAUGUGGCCCUCAGCUUCAGCAGUGAUGGGCGCCACCUUGUCACCCAGGGCGGUGCCCCAGGAUGGAAUUUGCACUACUGGAACUGGGAGCGCUCGCAGCCGCUGGCGUCCGUGUCAGUGAGGCAGCUGUACUCAGCAAAUGUGCAGGUACAGGGGUCGAAGCUAUGCGGCGCGUCGGGGGGCAACGCAACUCGCAUCGAUAGUGAUUCCACUCGUCGGGAAGGGGACACACAGUCUCUGAGGGCAGCUGCCAGCACGGUGGCGCGCAGCACCCUUGAGACAUCGCGUACACCGCCGCAGGUAGUCACAAGCAUCGGUAUCUGCCCCCUUGAUCCACUGUUGGUGACCGUGGCAGGUAUUGGUUUCUUUCGCUUCUACCGGUACACCGAGGGUCUCCUGCAGCCGCAGCCCAGUACAGGCGUGCCGCGCGAGCAGUUCGAGAGCUUUUCGACGCACCUCUGGGUCACCGAGCACAACGUCGUCGUCGCGACUCACAGUGGGCGCCUUCUACUGAUCCAGGACGGGCGGUACUUGAGUGCGAUUGAGAUGCCGUCAUUGUCACCGUCGGAACUGCGAGGCACAGUUUCUGAUCCCCUCCUGGAGGGGGUGGCUGUCCCCGCAGCGGUGGAUGUGGUGACGUGCAUUGUCCCCACAAAUCAGCAGCAGCAUCAGCAGGCGCGACACCACAGCGGGUUCAUUGCCGGAACGAAUCACGGCAAUGUUCUCAUUUUUCAGGGAGACGGCAAUGCCACUGCCGCCGGCGGCGACGUGGAUGGACUGGGCGGCGAGAUCGCUGCAGGCGACGCGACUGGCUACAAGUUUGUCUGCCGACUAGAGGUACCCGCCUACGAAGCUGGUGAGCUGCCGCAACAGCGCUUGCCACACGCGCUGCAGCAGGCAUCUACCGGACAGAACUUGGCCGCUUCAGCGCUGACGACAAUCACAGACACCACCGCUGCGCCACUGUUGGGGGCAGCAACGAAUACUGCAGACGCGGGGAGCGGUGGCAAGAGAUGCACCGGCCGUCUCUUCCAGCUCCGCGAUCAAGUCGGCACGAAGGGUGCCAGCGCGAAGGUGGCCACAGCGGCCGCUGCUGGGCGGCGAGGACAGCGCGGAGCAGCUGACGACAUAAGCGUCUACAAGAGCGGCGUUGAUAGUGCUGGCCAAGCCCUGGGCGGGGAUGCACAACGGUACAGCGUGUCGGCCUUGGCCCUCGAUCAGGCUGAAGAGUGCCUGGCGGUUCUCAUGGCAUCCGGUAGGUUGUACGGGCUUAACUUCAAGCAGGACUGGCCGGCGCGCGAGGCAAUGUUCCACACGUCGAACAUAUCCACAGCGACCCCUCUCUUCGCUGGUGUCGUAGGCGGCGGUGAGGCACCGCUGCUGCUCCCCCAGCUUUCCUCUCCCCUUGAGCACGGCGGUGGCGGGCUCGGGUGGGCAUCGUUGGCGGCCACACCUGGGCACGUGUCGACCCGCGGUGUGCUCUUCCACCCUCUUUACCCCUUCACCCACUGCGGCCGCGUGACCGGGAUGGACUGCAGUGUGCGCAAGCCGUUUCUCAUCACAUCCGGCAGUGACCACAGCAUUCGUAUCUGGAGCACGCAGACGGGGAAGUUGCUCAUGUGCCAGUUCUUCGCACAGGAGCCUGGCGCCGUAGCGAUCCACCCCGAUGGCCUCAUGGCAGUCAUCUGCUUCCCUGACAAGGUGCGCAUCAUGAGUGUUCUGUGGAGUUCGUUGCGUGAGCGCCGCACGAUCAACCUGCGCAACGCCUCCGACGUUGCCUUCUCGAAGGGCGGUCAACUCAUCUCCAUUGUGCACCAUAACCUUGUCUGCAUCAUAGACGCAAACACGUGCGAGCUGCAAGGGCAGCUGCGCGGCCACCUGCAGCGCAUCAAAGACUUCCAGUGGUGCUCUACAACGGCGUACCCGACAGACAACCGCGUCGUGACGUGCUCCUCAGACGGCAUGAUCAUGGACUGGAACAUGUCGGAGAUGCGGAAGCAGACGGAGCACACCGAUAAGCGCUUCCAGUAUGUCGCAGUCGCGUCCGAUGACCGAAGUGUCUGGGCGGUGGCAGCACCUACGCCGGCGACGGCACUUGACGUGUCGUGGAAGGUUCUGCUGCGCGAGAUUGAUCGGCAGAGCCUCGGCACCAUCAACGUAGGAACUGUCAAAGGUGGCGCAGCGGGUGGCCCAGGCGCGCUGGGUGGCGCGGGUGCCAUGGCGGCGACGUCUGCGGGUGGUGGUGGUGUUUGCAGCGCCCUGGGCAACAGCGUCGGCGACUACGAGUUCACUGAAACGGCCCUGACGCGCCUCAUAGUGGCACCGCACCAGCGCGUGCUGGUCGCCGGCGCAGAGGACGGCUCCGUGAAGGCCAUGACGUUUCCACUUCAGGCCGGGAUCCAGGAGGCUCCGAUUGCCGCGCACGCGCUGCCGGUGACCCGCAUGGCACUGUCCUUUGAUGAGAGGACGCUCUUCACCGCCAGCGCGGACGGCAGCGUCAUCAUGUGGGAGGUUUUCGCGGAGAAGGACACGGUGAAGUCCACUGGUGCGGGGGCGACCGUCCUUACUGCUCAACACAACGACCCGGCGAGCCGCCGCAACACGAACGGCACCGAGGAGGUGCUCGUAACGAGACAGGAGAUGGAGGAGCAGCGCGUCGAGAUUGAGAGUCUGCAGCAGUACAUUGAAAAGCUGAAGACAGACAUGGAAAGCGAGGACAAGCGUCGCGCGCACGAGCAGGGCACUCGCACCCGUGAGCGGUCGGAGGAGCUUCAGCGGAACGCCAUCGCCCUGGCUGCGGAGUACGAUGCCCUCCAGCGUGCCAAGGUAGAUCAGGAGCAGACUUUUCUGGACUCCAAGAACGAGAAGGCGCGGGAUGCGGCGCAGACGCUAGAGAACGUGGAGGUGCAGCGCCAGAGGGAAGUCGACACCCUCGCCGACGAGUGCGGCGUGCUGCAGCACCGCCUCGAGACGGCGAAGGUGGCGAACGCGGCGGAGCUCGAGGCGCUACGUGCCAGCCUGGCCCAGAGCCGCGCCGAGGAUGAGGCACACUUCCAGGACGUGCUGAGGCAGCGCACCGAGGCUGUGCGCAAGCUGCCCCACCAGCUGGAGCAAAGCCAAGAGACAAACCGCGUCACCCUCCACCAGCUGGAGUUGGACACGGACUCGGAGUCGCAGGCGGUCUUUCAGAAGCUGCAAGCGACCCUGCAGUGUUUACGAGAGCGAUUCCUGCACUUGAAGGGUGAGGGGGCCGUUAUGCGGAAGAGCGCGGUGCGGCUGGAGCGCGAGAUUGAGGUGCGCACAAACGAGCUUCAGCUGCUCGACGGUGCCAAGGCAGCUCUGCAGAGCCGGCUGACGGACCUAACGCAGCAGGUGGCACAGCUGCACCAGGACAUCGAUGAACGCGACAGCAUCACGGAAAAGAAGGAGAAGAUCAUCUACAACCUCAAGAAGCAUAACCAGGAGCUGGAGAAGCACAAGUACGUGCUUGACCACCAAAUCCGUGAGCUGAAGGGGCAGAUCGAGCCGAAGCAGCGCGAAAUCGCUGAGCUGAACGUGGAGACGAAGCAACAAAACGCAAACCUCGAGGCGCAGUACACCAGCAACCUCACCCUGCGCCAGAACACGGAGGAGCUGAAGAAGGACAUUGCGGAGCAGCAGCGCAUGCUGCAGGCUCGGUUGCGGGAGCUGCAAGGGUUGGAGACCUACCGCUCGCGAGCUGAGCGUGACAUUGGGGAGCUUGCCCAUCAGCUACAGGACCCAGCAGCUUUGGCUGUCGCUGUCGCGCAGCUCUAUGAGGUGCACGUCGCACCGCGCGAUGUUAAGCAGAUUGCACCGGCGGACCCGAAUGUGAAGAAUGAGCUGCAGUCCCAGCUCGAGUACCUCUCUACCUCCGUCGACGCCCUCCGACGCAAGCUUAGGUCUGACCAGAAGCGGCACAAGAGGGAGGUUUCGGCGAUGAUGACGGAGAACUUGUCACUCAUUCGCGAAAUCCACUCGCUACGCAGCGAAAUGGAUCACCUGCGCGCACGAGUGGCGGCCGAUACAGUGUCGAAGCAACAGCAACAGUAUCAACUGCAACGGCGCACGGGUGGUGGUGGGGCAGGCCGCACCAGAGCGGAGCGCAACGGCGUGGCGGACGCGGGCACCACUGACACAUCGGACUCCGCCGCUGCGGAUACCGUGGGACGCUUAAUUCAGUUUGCCCCCAUCGAAUCAGAGAGCACCCGCAGCGACACAGGGAUGCAUCGGCGCGGCGGCGACGGUGGCAACUCCGGCCAACAACCGUCGAUACCACAGUCAGAGAUCGAAGUGAACAGCCGUGAGCUACGUAUGCUGCGGGCGUACAUAGAGAAGUUAGAGCGCUCCCUCGCUGGGCUGCCGACCUCUACGGCGGCAGCGAUGGCAAGUGUGCGCCUUCCACCCGUAGACCCCUUUGCCACCACGCAGUAG